Messenger RNA from Lacerta agilis (Sand lizard), 1479 nucleotides. RefSeq names its product sclerostin (gene SOST). The transcript is spliced from 2 exons. Lineage: Eukaryota; Metazoa; Chordata; Lepidosauria; Squamata; Lacertidae. Gene Ontology annotation, biological process: negative regulation of BMP signaling pathway; negative regulation of Wnt signaling pathway; ossification. Gene Ontology annotation, molecular function: BMP binding. Bases 182 to 832 code for a protein of 216 amino acids. The record is from RefSeq and is a predicted model, not a curated record.
ACACCCCACUCAACACCCCUACACACCCCUGGCCCCUCCCACUCCCCAGCCAUUGGUUGGCCGGUUUCUAAGAAGGAAUUUAAAAAGGAGGCCUUGGUUUUGCAUCGCUUAGGCUCCAAGAGGACAAGAAGACCGAAAGGCAUCCCUCCCACAGCCUUCCCCACUGCUGCCUGGUCUGAACAUGCAGACGUCUCAGGCUCUGUGCUCUUUCUGCAUCUUCUUCCAAGUCUUCCUCCCUUCUGGGCGAGGCUGGCAAGUGCUUAAAAACGAUGCCACGGAGAUCGUGCCCGACUUCCCGGAGAAUACCGAGCCGCCGGCCGAGCAACCGUACAUCCAGAGUGACAACGACACCAUGAACAACCGGGCGCAACAAGGAGAGAGGCACCUGCAAGUUGCCCUGGGCAGGACAGAACCACUCGAGUUCAGUUGCCGGGAAACAUAUUCGACCCGCUACAUCACCGACGGUCUGUGCCGCAGCGUCAAGCCGCUCAGGGAGCUGGUCUGUUCCGGCCAGUGCCUGCCCUCCCACCUCCUCCCCAACUCCAUUGGCAAGGGGAAAUGGUGGCGGCAGAACGCUUUGGAUUACCGCUGCAUCCCGGCGCACAGUCGCUCCCAGCGCAUCCAGCUGGCCUGCCCCGACGAGGAGCUGCGGACUAUCAAGAUCAGAGCCGUCACCGCUUGCAAAUGCAAGCGCUACACCCGCUACCACAACCGCUCCCAGCUCAAGGACUUCAGCAAAGAGGCCGCCCGGCCCCAGAAGAACAAAAAGCCACGUCUCUCCAGGGCCAGGGGCAGUAAGGCCAACCAGCCGGAGCUGGAGAACUCCUACUAAGCGGAGGGGCCGUUGGCGAGGCCCAGCCCAGAUUUUUGUUUUCUGCAUGGCCCACCCUCCCUUUUCGUUGUUGUUGAUGGCGACUGGAUAAACAUGGAAUGGAGCGAGCGGGGGAUGGUGUCGAGGGGUCUCCAUGGCCGCCGCCCCAGUUGGAGGUUCAGAGCUCAUGCAGCCCAAAAGCUAUCCGACUCUCCUCUAGGUGGUCGGACGAGAGAGGUGAAGGGUGGGGUGGGGUGGGGAAUGGACAGAGCGAAACUGAGCUGGAGGAAGCCUGAGAGAUGAGUCGCUCAGAGGGUCUGCAAGGGGUGGUGUGACUCGAAAGGCCAAAGUGGGUGAGCAGGGCCCACUUGCUCCACUGCCUCCCUCAGGAUUUCCUUGCCCUGACUCUGUUUGACAAAGGACUGGCGCCUCUCUGCAAAAGCAAACAUCGAUUUAGAACCAGGUGACAUCUCUCCAGGUGCGUGCUCACCUGCACGCCUUCUCUGCUAUCCUUGCUUUUUUACAUGUCGCACAUUUAUGCGUCGCUCCUUGUUGUGCCGCAGCAUUGCCUGAACUAUGUGCUAAGCUCUUUGUCAGCAGGGCAUAUUUGCUUCCUGUCCUGCGAUCUGUUGGGUUGCCCUUCGAUUCACCAGGAGAAAUCGGGGAGC